Molecule: messenger RNA, 3356 nt
Organism: Conger conger (European conger)
Lineage: Eukaryota; Metazoa; Chordata; Actinopteri; Anguilliformes; Congridae
Product: anthrax toxin receptor 2-like
Exons: 17
Coding region: 275-1735 (486 amino acids)
Cellular component (GO): membrane
Molecular function (GO): signaling receptor activity
Source: RefSeq, a predicted model, not a curated record
CAGUACAGUGAUAAAUCAAGCGUAAGGGAUAAGCGUUUAUCGACGUCAGAUCGGUGAUUUCCUAAAUUACUCAGGAAGAACAGAUAACCUGUAUCUGGUUUUGUAGCAGGCAGCCUUUGACAUGUAUGAUACGGGGCGGUGUGCAAACUGUUUUGACACUCUCGUGGUACUCGGCUGAAUUUCUAAGUAGCCUAUUCAUUGGUUCUCUUCGUGUAACAACGCGGCUUUGCAGUUCUUUGCUGUAAUUCAGUGAUCUCUUCAGUUAACGACCGCCAUGAGCGAGAAAACAAUUCGCCAAAAGAAACGAUGGACUACAGCGACAGUGGUCCUGUUGCUUGCAACUUUAUUAGAUAUGUCGUUUUGUAUAGCAGAAGAAGCGUCUUGCCACGGAGCCUUUGAUCUAUAUUUUGUGUUAGACAAGUCUGGAAGUGUUGCAGGCAACUGGGGGGAGAUUUAUGGCUUCGUUGAGCAGCUCACAAAUCGAUUUGUGAGCCCAAGGAUGAGAGUUUCUUUCAUAGUUUUUGCACUUCGUGCAGAAGUGAUGCUGCCUCUAACUGGAGACAGUUAUGAAAUAGAGCAAGGCCUGAAACGACUGCGUGAGGUCAAACCCUCAAGUGAAACGUACAUGCAUGAAGGAUUUAAGAAGGCAACAGAGCAACUUAAAGAGCAAUCCUCAAGGUCAUCAAGUAUUAUCAUAGCCUUGACAGAUGGACGCCUGGAAGGAUAUCUCUAUCUGUACGCAGUAGAAGAGGCAGACGUUGCAAGACAACUGGGCGCACGAGUGUACUGUGUUGGUGUGAAGGACUUUGAUGAGAAUCAGCUUGCAGCGAUUGCUGACAGUAAAGAUCAAGUAUUCCCCGUUUUAGGUGGAUUUCAAGCUCUCAAAAGCAUUGUAAAUUCGAUAUUAAAGAAGUCUUGUACAGAAAUCUUAAAAGUGGAGCCCUCCAGCAUCUGCGUUAAUGAAACCUUUGAACUUGUGCUGAAAGGAAAUGGAUUCACACUGGGCAAAGGCACGGAGGGAGUGGUCUGCAGCUUCAUCAUCAAUGAACAGACCUAUCAUGAGAAGCCACGUGUUGUACAGGACAAUUACCUGCUGUGUCCAGCACCUGUGCUGCAUGAAGUGGGGCAGUCGGUCGAUGUGCUGAUCAGCUUGAACAAUGGCCAGACCUUCAUCACAAGUCCUGUUACCAUUUCUGCCACAGAAUGCUCAGAUGGUACGUUGGUGAUUAUUAUGGUCCUGGUACUCCUCCUGCUCCUGGCUCUGGCCCUCAUGUGGUGGUUUUGGCCUCUCUGCUGCACCGUGGUUAUCAAAGACCCGCCUCCCCCACCCCCGCCUGCUCCAAAACCCGAACCUGAGGAGGAUCCUCUACCGAAGAAGAAGUGGCCGACUGUGGAUGCAUCUUACUACGGGGGGAGGGGAGCAGGAGGAAUCAAACGCAUGGAGGUUCGCUGGGGCGAUAAAGGCUCUACAGAAGAAGGAGCGAGACUGGAGAUGGCCAAAAACGCUGUGGUCUCCAUGCCAGAGGAAGUGGAGGAGCCCAUGAUCAGAAGGCCUGCACCAAAACCCACACCUACCUCCCAACACCACGAGUCCAAAUGGUACACACCCAUUAAGGGUCGCCUUGAUGCACUUUGGGCUUUGCUACGACGGCAGUAUGACCGUGUUUCUGUUAUGAGACCAACAGGAGAAGACAAGGGGCGAUGUAUUAACUUCAGCCGGGUCCAGAACCAUUAGGACAUUUUGCCCUUUGAAAUACGAAGGUGCUGUAACUUCCUACUGAUGACAACUGAAGAAUUGCAAGUUCUGGAAGAACUGACAGUUUUAAUUAACAAGCACUUGUGGAACCUCUUUACAACAGGAGUUUAGGUUUUUUUUUGCUGUAGUACCGCUCUAAGGCCUUUUUCAUCAGCCUUGAUGAUUAGUGAACUGAACAAACUAUAGUUGUAGCAGAAGAGAAAUCAAUGUAUUUGCUGUAUAUGUCCAAGCCUCACCAGAAUAGCUUUGUUCACCUCCUACAACCAUGGACAUUUUAAGUGAUUGGUGCUUUUUUUGUUGUUUUUGUUGUUUGUUUGUUCAUUUUUCUCUCAUCAUUGUUUUUGUGCUUUAUGUUUACUGACUUACUCUAUUUAUAUCCCUGUCAAUGUAAGGUUAUUGUACAACACACACACACACAUCUCAAUACCUACUGUACAUGAAAAUACAUAAUGUCCAAGGCUUCCUUUAACUGAAAGUCCAGUUACUCUCUGAAUUGAUUAGCUAUGAUUAAAAGAAACAAUAAGUAGAAACCUGUAAUUCUCCACAUUUUGGCUGGAUUCCAGUCAAUAACACAUAGAGAUGUCCUAUAAUUACAAGUGUCUGCAGAGGUAGAUGUGAUUCCAGUGAAGCCAUCACACUGUAUCUGUGUGGCAGGAUGACAUUUCUAGAAGUGGCUAGCCUGUUGCACACUAAAUUGUAAAUUGGAAUCUAUUCAGGGCCCCAGUUUUCACAGUACGUUCCCAGAAAUGUAGUUCCAAGUAUUCCUAUGUAAGGAUGUUCUUCACAAAUGUACUUCUCAGAUGUACAGGACAUCCUAAUAGUAUGUCAUUUAUUGCAUGUAUACACUGCAUCAUUUCCUUGUUAGGCAAGACCCCUCAGCCUGGCAGAAUGCAUGUGAUGUAGUAUGUUUCUUAGCCUGUUCUUGCCUGCUGGCUGUAGCAAACAAAUGUGUCUUUUCUUUUACUAAGCACUGGAAUGGUGUUGUCCAGAGCAGCUCUCUUUUUACAGUGAAUUAUAUGUGGAUAAAUCAUACAAGGAGUCACAAUAAAAAAUGUUUCACCGACAGCUUAUACAUUCUAAGGGAUACAUAAAAUAUGUAUUUAUACCAUGACAUGAAUGUUAACUGGUACAUUUUGCUGCAUUAAUGGUAUGUACACCCUAGAAUGCGUAUAUGGUUUGCUGUUAAGACCUUGUACCAUUUAAUACUAUGUUGGUCAUUGUGUGUUGAUGUUCAACUUGUGAACUUAAAUGUGUUUCGUUUUUUAAUUUUGGUAUUGUUUGUUGUAUGAAAUGGUUAUGUAUGUACAGUAUAUAUAACACACCAUAUAUUAUCUUUAUGUCACUCAAUCAUGAUAAGUCAUACAGUAGAUAAGCAGAUUUAAAAGACUACACAACUGACCACUUUGCACAGCUUAGAACACAUACAGUAAUAUUUUAAAGCUGCCUUUUCAUAUGCUUUUUAAUCUGUGUUUCAGCAAUGCGGUUUAUCUCUUUACUACUUGUCAGUAUCCUCUUCAGUCUUUUUAAUGGGCAUAAAUCUUUCAUAAAUACAAUCUACGUGAAAUAAAACCCACUGCUUAACACUGUGGAUAAACCAUGA